This is a messenger RNA of Diversispora eburnea, 225 nucleotides long. The record is from the annotation of a GenBank genome assembly. Lineage: Eukaryota; Fungi; Glomeromycota; Glomeromycetes; Diversisporales; Diversisporaceae.
AUGGAUAAAGCAAGAAAAAUUGCUAUUAUUCCAAUCAAGAAUGCAAUAAGAAUAACAACAAGUAUUAUAACGGCUGUGGGUGGAUUUUCGGAUGUUGUUGUUUCUGAGGUAACAAAAUUUUGUGAUGUUGUUGUUACAGGUGAUGAAGGUUUAUUUGUAAUAGUUGUUUGCCGAGUUAAUAUUAGUGGAGAAUUUACAUAUGAAUUUACAUAUGAAUUUACAUAA